This is a messenger RNA of Dicentrarchus labrax (European seabass), 1783 nucleotides long. RefSeq lists its product as uncharacterized. Lineage: Eukaryota; Metazoa; Chordata; Actinopteri; Moronidae. Gene Ontology annotation, molecular function: 2-oxoglutarate-dependent dioxygenase activity; methyltransferase activity. Bases 1053 to 1727 code for a protein of 224 amino acids. The record is from RefSeq and is a predicted model, not a curated record. The transcript is spliced from 2 exons.
CAGAGCUGCUGCUGGCCCACAGACAGCUGCAUGACGAGUCCAGACAGAAAAGGAGAUUGCUCAGAAAAGAGAGAAGAGAGAAGAUGUUGGACUACCUGACGUGACACAGACAGCCUGCCGGAUGAUCUCAACACCUUUUACACCUGUUUGAGACCUCCAGCCACAACACAGAGAGGAGGCCUGCACACACCCAGACUCCCCAGACCACUCAACACCCCUCCCCUCCCCCAACAGUUUCAACAGGCCAGGUACACAGAGCACUGAGGAGGAUUAACCCCCGGAAGGCAGGAGGACCAGACAACAUCCCGGGGCGGGCCCUCAGAGCAUGUGCUAAUGAGCUGGCUGACGUUCUCACCUCCAUAUUCAACCUCUCCCUCAGCCAGAGCAUUGUUCCCACCUGGUUCAAGACCACAAACAUUGUUCCCCUCCCCAAGAAAAGCCCACCCACCUGUCUGGAUGACUACAGGCCAGUAGCACUCACUCCAAUCAUCGCAAAGUGCUUCGGAGAGUGGUGAUGGCCCACAUCCAGAACAGCCUACCAGACACACUGGACCCCUUGCAAUUUGCAUACCGGCUGAACAGGUCCACCUCAGACGCCAUCACUGCUACACUCCACUAUUCCCUAUCCCACCUGAAAAACAAAGACUCCUACAUCAGGAUACUCUGUGGAUUACAGCUCGGCAUUUAAUACAGUCAUCCCCCACAAACUCACCCUCAAACUGCUCACACUUGGCCUGCACCCCACACUCUGCGACUGGCUCCUAGACUUUCUGACUGGCAGGCCCAGUCUGUCAGGAUUGGUAAUAGGACUUCAGCCAGCAUCAUCACCAACACUGGCACCCCUCAGGGAUGCGUUCUCAGCCCCAUCCUCUACACCCUGUUCACCCAUGACUGUGUCGCCUCCCACAAGGACAACAUCAUCCUGAAGUUUGCGGAUGACACUGCAGUGAUCUGUCGCAUCACUGGAAGCGGCCUACAGAAGGGAGGUGGCCGGUCUAGUGGCAUGGUGUGAUGACAACAACCUCUCCCUCAACACAAACAAGACAAAGGAGAUGAUAGUGGACAUAAGGAAGGAGAGGAGACCUCAUCAACCACUGUCUAUCCGGGAGCUUGAAGUGGAGAGGGUGAGCAGUUUCAAAUACCUGGGUGUCCACCUCAGUGAGGACCUCACCUGGACACUGAACACCACGCAGCUGGUUAAGAAGGCCCAACAACGGCUGUAUUUCCUGAGGAGGCUGAGGAAGUUUGGCAUGUCGCCCAGGAUCCUCUGCAACUUCUACAGCUGCGUGGUUGAGAGCACCAUAACCAGCUGCAUCACAGCGUGGUACAGCAACACUACUGUUGCGGACCGCACUCGCCUGCAGAGAGUGGUUAAGACUGCUGAGAGGAUCACCAGGACACCACUGCCCUCUCUGCAGAGCAUCUACAAUCGCAGAGUCCACAGGAGAGCUGCCUCUAUGCUCAGAGACCCCACCCAUCCACAACACGGACAGUUCACACUUCUACCCUCAGGCCGGAGGUACAGAAGUUUGAACAACAAGACUCAAAAACUCUUUCUUCCCCUCUGCAAUCAGACUCCUGAACAGUUGACAGGAGUCACAUCAAUGUACCACCUCGUCACCUUACACCUGUACUUCUGUUUACAACUGCGCUCUUGCACAACUGUUUUGCACAUCCCAUGGUAUACAUUGCACAUUGCACAUCAGACACUUUUAAAAUUACUGUAAUAUUGAGUUAUUUUUAAUUUUAUUACUGUACUAAUAUUGUGUUUGUUACUAUUCUA